Molecule: messenger RNA, 950 nt
Organism: Anoplophora glabripennis (Asian longhorned beetle)
Lineage: Eukaryota; Metazoa; Arthropoda; Insecta; Coleoptera; Cerambycidae
Product: tubulin polyglutamylase complex subunit 2
Exons: 2
Coding region: 63-950 (295 amino acids)
Biological process (GO): protein polyglutamylation
Source: RefSeq, a predicted model, not a curated record
GAUAUGUGCCUAGUGAAAUAUUUUAGAUAUAUACCUAUCUCCAUUCAAUUAGAUAUUUUCUGAUGGAAAUAAUUGUACCUAUAAAUAGAAAUAUGGGAUUUGUAGUGGACAAGGUUUCAGAAGAUUCAUUUUAUGAAAACUUGCUUCUAGGUCUUUCAAAAGUACUGGAAAAAUCACCUUGCAUCUCCAAUAUAUCAUUAAAAAGAUUUCCAGGUGUGCGACAGAUAGACAUACGGGCAUGGGAGCACAACAACUCGGUAAUCUUACCAGAGGAUUUGAGAGCAUUUUAUUCAUCUACUAAUGGAUUUUUAUAUACUUACGAUUUCUCCUACGAUUAUAAUUCAACAGAAAAUGCGGACACUUUAAUACGAGAAGGAAGCAUAAAAAUAAACGGCCUAAACGAAAUAGAAAGAAUAUACGGAUAUGAAACCAAAAACGUAGCCCAAAUUGAACAGUACGGCAAGAACUACAUGCUAGUUUUGUCGAGGGAAAGCAAAGUCUUUGAACUAGCUGCUGUAGAUAACUAUGCAAAAGUUGUUUUGGUUUACAUAAAUACAUACUGCAUACCUAGCAUUUGGCUCUAUAGCAGCCCUAUGUCUUUCAAUUAUUUAGCCGAGGACCUUACCACUUAUUUCCGCAUGUGCUUAGCACAUUUGGGUAUACCAUGCUGGCAGUAUAUCGUUUCCAGGGAAGGACUACCAGAAUGGGCCAGAGAAAUAUUUCAGUUGAUAGCGCCAGGUGUCUUGAACGAAGAUAGAAACCUGGUUGAAAUUCCAAAACAUAAUCCGGAUGAUAUCAAUAAAAUUGAUCCGAACAUUUUCGUUAUACCCACAUCUAGCAUGGCGACUGACCGAAAUUCAACACUGCAGAUGACACAGCAAAAGGGUAAAGAAAAGAAAUCAAAGUUCCCUCAGAAGAGAUUCGUUAGUGGGAAAGGUGUUAAGAAAUAG